Fusarium tjaetaba is the source of this 777-nucleotide messenger RNA. Its product is annotated as nitrilase. The coding region runs from base 1 to 777 and encodes 258 amino acids. NCBI's taxonomy places the organism in Eukaryota, Fungi, Ascomycota, Sordariomycetes, Hypocreales, Nectriaceae. The record is from RefSeq and is a predicted model, not a curated record. The transcript is spliced from 2 exons.
AUGGCAAUCGCGGUACUCUUCCUCCCCGAGGCUUCAGACUAUAUCGCCCCAGAUGGACAGACAUCGCUGCAACUUGCAGAGCCACAGUCGACAUCUCCCUUCGUGAAGGGUCUCCAGGAGGCAGCUCGUGAGCACAGCGUCGCUAUUCAUGUGGGUAUUCACCAUCGUGAAGAGGGCCAAGACCAGUCAAAGAGGAUUCUCAACCGUGCGUUGUACAUCACUGCCAACGGAGAUAUCAACGACGCAACAACAUAUGAUAAGCUCCAUGUGUUUGACUAUGGCAGUCUAAAGGAGAGUGCAACAGUGCAGCCUGGAAUAAGCCUGACAGCACCGUUUGACUCCCCCAUAGGCCGCAUCGGGAGCCUCAUCUGCUUUGACUUGCGAUUCCCCGAGGCAGGAUUGGCACUCGCACAGCCAGGACCUCACAGCGCAUGGAAGAACAAGCCAGCGCAGAUCAUCACAUACCCAAGUGCAUUCACCCUUCGAACAGGUGCAGCACACUGGGAGACUCUUCUCCGAUCCAGGGCCAUUGAGACACAGAGCUAUGUAAUUGCAGCAGCACAAGUUGGACGACAUAACGAGAAGCGAGCUAGUUGGGGACAGAGUAUUGUCGCUGAUCCAUGGGGGAAUGUAGUCCUGAAGUUGCAGGGCGUGAAAGAGGGAGAGCCUCAGGGGACUGCUGAGGAUGGCGCGGAGGGUGAAAUAGGGUUUGUUGAUAUUGACCUUGAGCAUUUGGAGAAGGUUAGGAGGGAGAUGCCUCUUCAGAGGCGAAUGUGA